AAAAUUAGUAGCAGAUUGUCACACCGCAGACGAUUCUUGUAGGAAUAAUGUGUGCAAAAUCUGUUCUCGUUUGUUUAGUGUUCGUUGUGGUGGCCAACGCCAAGCACGGCGAUGAUGGAUGUGAGGGAGUCAGUUGUCCGAUUGUAGACAGUGCCAUCGAAAACCUGGAGAUGCAAUACAGCGACCAGCUGUGCCGCGCCAUUAACGAAAUAAGGUGUGGUCAGCAUCACAUAGUUGGUGACGAGCAGAUUUGUGGAACAAACGGACAUACGUACCCUGAUCACUGCCACUACGCAAAGGCUCGGUGUAACCACCAGAGACGUCCGGAUGAAUAUCCGCGUGUAGAGAUCGCCAACCACGGCGCAUGCGCAGACACCACCACUCUUGCAGUUGACACGAUGACAUCAGCAAUGCCAAUUGUCACCGCAUCACCGAUGCCCGAUGCUCAGACAACAGCGACUGAUAUGCCCAUUGCGCAGACGACAAUGACGGAUGCCCCAACGCCACCGACGACAACUGUUUCUUCCCAUCAGAUCAUCAACAAUGUCUUCUGCUCAAACGCUAACUACAUAUCGUGCACCAACAACUUUUCCAUCGUAUGUGGUUCAGACGGAAUCAUCUAUCCAAACCACUGUGAGAUGUUGAAAGCCCAGUGCUUUGACCAAACCAUCAAAGAAGCUGAUAUGACAACCUGUCCCAUUCCGGGUGCUGAUCUUGGGCAGACCAUCCUCGUGUAGUAACAAUUCCUGCCUCAAUUUGUCGUUGUUAAAUUGUAAAAUAUACACAGCAAACUAUU
Messenger RNA from Mya arenaria, 796 nucleotides. RefSeq lists its product as uncharacterized. The transcript is spliced from 6 exons. Bases 48 to 737 code for a protein of 229 amino acids. Gene Ontology annotation, molecular function: protein binding. Gene Ontology annotation, biological process: multicellular organism development; cell differentiation; regulation of BMP signaling pathway. The record is from RefSeq and is a predicted model, not a curated record. NCBI's taxonomy places the organism in Eukaryota, Metazoa, Mollusca, Bivalvia, Myida, Myidae.